AUGACGUAUGAAACAGGUAUUUUUGUUUUUCAUCGAAUAACAGAUGAAAAGCAGUGGAAAUUGUUUUUAAAAGCUGUUUAUGACUAUUUUCUACAACAUCAAAAUGACAAUGUUCGUAUGACGGUGAAUCGAAAUGAAACAACUGGUGAAUUUCAACCGCUUGUGGACGAAUUGAACGCUGUUUCUACAGACCUGAAAGGAUUACACUUAACAGACCAGUUUAAUUUUAUCACAGGAGAUUGUGAUAAUUCAUUUUUCGCUACGUGGCGCAUAAACUUAGCGGAAAAUCUUUAUGGAAAACCCUGCUACAAAUUAACUGAAGAGGAAAAGACAAGAGUUUGCACAGAAAGUAUCGAGAAAAUGAGAGAAACGAUGAAACGUAUGAAUUAUUCAGUCACGGAAGACGAAUUACUCGAAAUAGUUGGAUUUAAAGUUGGUAACAGUCAAAAAAGUCUUUUGGUUGAACCACCGGUUGCAAUUUCUAUCGAAGGUAUUACACUGCCUGUCUAUGCUCAUCAUUUCAAGAAGACUAGAGGACAAGUUUGGCAUCCAAUGUGUUCAGAAUCAGUCAUCAAAAUUUUUUAUAAACUACUGAAAAAUUAUUUUUCAGAAGCGCAUCAUUAUUGUUAUUUCAAUGAACUAAAUUACCUCAAUGAUCCAUACGAACCUCCAACACGAUAUUAUUCAUCUGAUCGCAGAUAUCGACAACAUGCUACAACAGAAACAAUGGAAGAAAACGAUGCAUUCUAUCAACAAAUAAUAGUGAACAAUUUUCCAAAAUUAAGAAAAUUAGCAUUUUCCUUAUUAAAUAUAUCAACAGAUAAUAGUAGUUUAGAAAUACUUGGUUGUUUACAUACAUUAGCUAAAUUACAAAAUAAUGUCAUUAAUUUCUAUAAACAGAAUAAAUCGGGUGCUACUUUACUUUUACCAAUUAUUAUAUUAUCCGGUAAAAGUAAUAAACGUUUGUUACUUAUUAUCGAUGUAUCACUAUAUAAUGAUAUAAGACGAAAUAUAAAACAAGAGCAAUUAUUAAUUGAUGAAAAAAAAACAUUUCGACAACUUUUAAUGAAUACAAAACCGGACGAUAUACGAAAGCUUUUAGGCUCAUUAGAUUAUGUAUUUACAUAUCUUCAACAUUCUACUGGCAAACAAGCAACAUUAAGAAUAAAAAGUUUUGUUCAAACUUCAAUACAAAAUAAAACCCAUUUACAUUCAUACAUACUUAAUGAACAACAACCCUUUGCUAAUAUUCAAUUAAAAUAUAUUAUUAAUUUCUAUGAAUUAAUUGAAGAAUUAGUAUUCGAUGAGAUAAUGAAAAAUUAUGUUAAACAAGAAUUAACUACAGAUGCAUGUACAAAUGAUGAAGAAAAGUUAAAUAUUAUUAAACAAUUUAUACAUCUUAUUGAUAUUGAUGCGACUAUUUGGAUACGACAUCCAUAUAUUAUUUUAAAAGGAAUUGAAACAAAAUUAGCAAUAAUAAAUAACUCGAAUACUGAUAGUAAAGCUAUGAAUGAAUCAAAAAAUGUUCGCGAUUGGUGUCAAACAAAAAAUGAAAAAAUGAAUCCAUUAACAACAACAACAGCAGCAGCAUCAGCAGCAAACGUCACGAAAAAGACAAAACGUCGUGUGGAUUGA
Molecule: messenger RNA, 1635 nt
Organism: Didymodactylos carnosus
Lineage: Eukaryota; Metazoa; Rotifera; Eurotatoria; Philodinida; Philodinidae
Source: the annotation of a GenBank genome assembly